GAAAGUGAGGAGGAUGAAAUUGGGAAUCUGGAGCUAGCCUGGGACAUGCUGGAGUUAGCAAAAGUCAUCUACAAGAGACAAGAAACAAAAGAAGCUCAGCUCCAUGCAGCUCAAGCCCAUCUAAAGCUAGGAGAAGUUAGCAUUGAAUCUGAAAACUACACACAGGCUAUAGAGGAGUUCCAGGCCUGCCUGGCCCUGCAGCAGAAGUACCUGGAGGCCCACGACCGCCUGCUGGCAGAGAGCCACUACCAGCUGGCGCUGGCCUACCACUACAACAGCCAGUUUGAUGAGGCAGUUCUGCAGUUCGGUAAAUCUGUAGAAGUCAUCGACAAGAGAUUGGCAAUGCUCACUGAGCGAAUAAAGGCGGCAGAAAAUGGGUCCCCUGAAGAUGAGAAGGAGAUUGAAGAACUGAAGGGAUUGCUUCCUGAAAUUAAAGAAAAGAUAGAAGAUUCAAAGGAAUCUCAAAAGAGCGCAAGAGUAGCUGAGCUGGCACUGAAAGCAACUCUGGUUGGAACUACAUCUGGCUUUGCACAAAGUGAAGACAGUGGUUCUGUUUCCACAAUCCCAGUAAGGAAAGCAGCUGAUGGUGCAUCUCAGUGUGUUACAGACAUCUCUCACCUAGUCAGGAAAAAGAGGAAACCAGAGGAAGAGACUCAACAGGGAGACAGUGAAGCUAAGAAACCUAAAGCAGAGCCGGCUGUCAAUGGUGGUGGUGGCGAUGCUGCCUGCAGCGGAAACGAGGUGGCAGAAAAGAUGGAAGAGGAGACAGAGAAAAGGCCACAAGCAGAAUCAGGGGCUGCAGUUGAAAGCACAGUAUGAUAAUUCUUUAACCUUGGACACUCCUCUCCUUACAAGGAAAAUGGUUUUGUAUAUAGUGUAUUUUUUCACUUUUUGGCAACUUUUGUAUGACUUCAAUAAAGAUUGUAAGCAAA
Molecule: messenger RNA, 932 nt
Organism: Mesitornis unicolor (brown roatelo)
Lineage: Eukaryota; Metazoa; Chordata; Aves; Mesitornithiformes; Mesitornithidae
Gene: NASP
Product: nuclear autoantigenic sperm protein (histone-binding)
Exons: 8
Biological process (GO): CENP-A containing chromatin assembly; DNA replication-dependent chromatin assembly
Cellular component (GO): nucleoplasm
Molecular function (GO): histone binding
Source: RefSeq, a predicted model, not a curated record